CUUGUCUGGCCUUGCCCUGGCCGCGGAGAACGGGUCGGGGGCGGCCUAGCGCCCCUCCGCUGGCUGGUGGUUGGAGGCCGCGGCGGCUGCGCAUUGAGCAGCUUCCUGCCUCAAGACUCGAGCUUGCUUCUCCGCUGCGGGACGCGCGGCGUGGAGACAGCGCUUGACAGUGUCUGCCGUUUGCCGGGCGGGGAGCGCUGGUUUGUGACUCGCACAGGGAUAAUGCUGAAAGGAAUGACAAGGCUUGUCUCCAGGGUCCAUAAGUUGGACCCUGGACGUUUUUUGCACGUAGGGACCCAGGCACCCCAGUGCCUUGUUGCUCAUCUGAAUAACCAGGUUCCAAAUGAGAGUCCCAGAGCUAUUUCCCGCACCCUUGAGAACGAUCCGGCCAAGCACGGGGAGCAGCAUGUGGGUCGGCACUACAGCAUAUCUGUCCAAGAGCUGAAGACCGUGUUCCCCCACGGCCUGCCUCCUCGCUUUGCAAUGCAGGUGAAGACAUUCAAUGAAGCUUGCCUGAUGGUAAGGAAACCAGCCCUCGAGCUUCUGCAUUACCUGAAAAACACCAAUUUUGCUCAUCCAGCUGUACGAUACGUCCUCUAUGGCGAGAAGGGAACAGGAAAAACCCUCAGUCUCUGCCAUGUUAUUCAUUUCUGUGCAAAACAGGACUGGCUGAUACUGCAUAUCCCAGACGCUCAUCUUUGGGUCAAAAACUGCCGGGAUCUUCUGCAGUCCACCUACAACAAACAGCGCUUUGACCAACCUUUAGAGGCUUCAAUCUGGCUGAAGAAUUUCAAAACUGCAAAUGAGCGUUUCUUGAGUCAGAUAAAAGUUCAAGACACGUAUGUCUGGAAUAAGCGAGAAAGCACUGAGAAAGGCAGUCCUCUGGCAGAAGUAGUUGAACAGGGCAUAAUGCGAGUGAGGAAUGCCACAGAUGCAGUUGGGAUUGUGCUUAAAGAGCUAAAGAGGCAAAGUUCUCAGGGUAUUUUUCGCCUCCUGGUGGCAGUGGAUGGAGUCAAUGCUCUCUGGGGAAGGACCACACUGAAAAGAGAAGAUAAAAGCCUGAUUGCCCCAGAAGAACUAGCCCUUAUUUACAACCUGAGGAAAAUGGUGAAAAAUGAUUGGCAAGGAGGUGCCAUUGUGUUGACUGUGAGCCAGACUGGGUCUCUCUUUAAGCCCCGGAAAGCCUAUCUGCCCCAGGAGUUGCUGGGAAAGGAAGGAUUUGAUACCCUGGAUCCCUUUAUUCCCAUCCUGGUUUCCAACUAUAACCCAAAGGAAUUUGAAGGUUGUAUUCAGUAUUAUUUGGAGAACAAUUGGCUUCAACAUGAGAAAGCUCAUACAGAAGAAGGGAAGAAGGAGCUGCUGUUCCUAAGCAAUAGGAAUCCCGGGCUGCUGGAGCGGCUGUGUGCCUACCUCUAGGCCAUGGUCACAAAGUGCACGGAAGACAGUGGGUGUUUCUCUAAUGGACCAGUCAGGUGGGAGGCCCCCCAGGACACAAGAGCGGCCAACAGGACUGCAGUCAGCUCCAGCCUUUGUUGUCGUGGGUUCCUUGUAAUGGGACUAUGAUGGCAACAAGAUGUCCUGAAACCAACACCAGUUUAUUAGAUGUGGUUUUCACAUUUUAAAUAAUCAUGUAGCUUUUUCUUAAAAAUUAAAUUAAGUAUGUUUCUUAAA
Cervus elaphus (red deer) is the source of this 1671-nucleotide messenger RNA. It is a transcript of the gene DAP3, whose product is annotated as death associated protein 3. NCBI's taxonomy places the organism in Eukaryota, Metazoa, Chordata, Mammalia, Artiodactyla, Cervidae. Gene Ontology annotation, molecular function: structural constituent of ribosome. Bases 223 to 1416 code for a protein of 397 amino acids. The record is from RefSeq and is a predicted model, not a curated record. Gene Ontology annotation, biological process: apoptotic process. The transcript is spliced from 13 exons. Gene Ontology annotation, cellular component: mitochondrial ribosome; mitochondrial small ribosomal subunit.